UAGGGAUUGUUAGUUUAAUAACGGAAGGCGCGUGCUGGACGUUUGUCUGUGAUGGGCAGAACCCAGACAAAGCAAAGGCAACUCAGGAUGCCUUAUGCACGGAAAGACCCACGUAUGCUCGGGCCGGUUGAGAAAGAGGGAGGGCUCGAGGUGUCUUUACUCAGGCGAGUCAGAGCAGGAGAGUACUUCUCUUCAUGGUGGGGCAUGCUGAUAGGCACGGACACCUUUAUCUGGAUCGAGUCUGGGUUUGAUGAUGAGCGGGAAUGCGCAAUUGUAAGGGUGACCCUGUACGCCUCAGCCGCCUUCUGGAUCGAGCAUGGGAUAGAGUUGGCGCUCAGGCAUGGGAGCCUGCUUGCUAAGCCGUUGAGGGUAGCCGAGGCAGCCGCGACAAAGUGGGCGAGGGAAGUGUCCCGCGAUGGGGAAGAGCGAAUACUAACCCGCGUUGUUGUCAGCAUCAUGGCGGGAGAAAGCGGCUUCGCCAAGAUCCUGCUUUGGAGGAGUUCGUGCCAAAUGAAGGUGUUGUUGCGUGGGGGAUGCUCUGUUGCACCAGUUGCGGGCCCACCAUCACAGGCAGAGCUAAAUGGGCUACAAAAACAAGUAGGGGUAUUGGAAGAGAGGUUAGCACGAUUGGAAGAGGCCAGGAAUGGCAAAAGGAAGGCCUCUGAGGGAGCAUCGAGUGGGCCGACUGCAGGAGGCGAGGCAGAGGCAAUGAUGGAUUACCAGGAGCUACUCCCCCACAAGAAAGCCCCGCGAGGACGAGCUUGCGCCCCGGAAAGGGGUGGAGGUGAGGGGGUCAUUGAGGUCAAGGAGGAGCAAGAACCCAGUAUGGUUCCACCCGUUAUUGCGCCUGAGCCAGAGGGAGGGCCCAUUAACAGGGAAGUACCCUUGACUGCGGGUCGAGGGAGGCAAGGGAGUGAGUGGUGGCCAGAGCACUGGGUAAAGGUGGUAUGUGAUCAUUGGGGAAAGAUUGGUCGCACCCCUCAAGGAAGUAAAGAAAAGGGCGUGACGGGAGAAAAAGGAGAGCCUGAACCUCCCAAGUUGUCCAAGGCUCAGCGGAAGGCGAGGAAUCAGGCCCAGGAAGGUUAGGGUACCGGAAAGGGGCAGUGCUCACGACAGGUGGAGGCUGCACCGCAAGAGGUGGAAGGCGGAGCAGCACAAGCG
This is a messenger RNA of Chara braunii, 1161 nucleotides long. The record is from the annotation of a GenBank genome assembly. Lineage: Eukaryota; Viridiplantae; Streptophyta; Charophyceae; Charales; Characeae.